CGGUAGUUAUGGCGGCGGCGGUAGCGGUUGUGGUGGUCCAUCUUGCGGUGUUGGUGGUGGUGGCGGCGGAAAGCCCAUUGCGCCACCGACCACUAUUUAUCUUCCACCUGUGCAAUCACCUACAGGACCAAGUAGCGGGUGUCAAAGCGGAAACUGUGGUGGACCUGGCUCACCUGGUGGAGCAGGCGGAUUGGGUGGUUCUGGAGGAUUUGGUGGUUCUGGAGGAUUUGGUGGUUCUGGUGGAUUUGGCGGUUCAGGUGGAUCAGGAGGUUCUGGUGGUCAUGGUGGUCCUGGUGGAUAUGGUGGACCAGGAGGGAUCGGUGGUUCGGGUGGACAUGGUGGUGGCAGCCCUGGCGGUCCUGGUAGUCAAGGAGGUCAUGGUUUUCCUGGCGGACCUGGUGGUAAUGGAUUUCCCGGUGGUCCUGGCAGUCCUGGCGGCCCAGGUGGUGAUGGCUACCCCGGCGAACCUGGUAGUCCUGGCAGUCCAGGUGGCUCUGGUGGUUACGGCAGUUCAGGUGGCUCCGGAGGUAAAGGUGGUUAUGGCGGCAAAGUUGUCUAUGGUGGUACCGGCGGUGUUGGCAGUGAAAGCCAAGGUGCUCCAGGAGCUCCUGGUGGUUUAGGAGGCCAUGGUGGACAUGGCGGCUCUGGUGGAUUCGGAGGUGCUGGCGGAUACGGAGGAUCCGGCGGACUCGGUGGUUCUGGUGGGUUCGGCGGUUCCGGCGGACAUGGCGGUGGAAAUCUUGGGGAACCUGGAUAUCCUGGCGGCAUAGGCAACUCUGGUGGCCAUGGCGGUGCCGGUUAUCCUGGUGGUGCCGGAAGUCCCGGCGCAUCCGGCAGCCCUGGUGGACCCGGUGGAUUCGGCGGCCCCGGAGGUUCCGGUGGUAUUGGCGGCUUGGGAGGACAUGGUGGUGCUGGUUAUCCUGGUGGAGCCGGAAGUCCCGGCGGAUCCGGCAGUCCUGGUGGGCCCGGUGGUUUUGGAGGACCGGGCGGAACCGGUGGUCUUGGCGGCGCGGGAGGACAUGGCGGUGCAGGUGGUUAUGGAGGUAGCGGUGGACAAGGUGGCAGUGGCGGGUACGGUGGAAAUGGUGGUCCAGGCCCCGAACCUGGCGCACCAGGUGGACCACCUAGUUUUGGCUACCCGGGUGAACUGGGUGGACCACAAGUACCUAGUACUGGUGGAACUGGUUGUACGAGCGGUGCAUGCGGUAGCGCGAAACCACAAAGUGGCCGAGGAGGCGAUGGCGCAAUAAUUUUUGGCCAUCCUGGUCUGGGCUCAUCAGGUGCUCACAGUGGAGCUAGUGCAACGGUGAAUGCAGGAGCAGGCAGCCAGGCAUUUGCGCUACCUGGCGCGGGAGGAGCUGGCGAUGGCAGUGGCGGCGGUUGUUCAAGUGGAAAAUGUGGCAGUCUUGGCGGCAGCGGAAAAAGGGGCUAUGGCAGCUCAUGGAGUAGCGCGGGCUCCUAUGCCAGCGCCUCAGCGAGUGCACACUCCAGCAGCUAUGUUAAGAGCUAUUAAGGAAAGUUGGAAGCCAUAGUUUAGUUGUAGUUUAACUGCUCAUACUCGUAUAAAUACCUAUAUUUAGUUAGCGAAAAA
This is a messenger RNA of Rhagoletis pomonella (apple maggot), 1591 nucleotides long. RefSeq names its product glycine-rich cell wall structural protein-like. The record is from RefSeq and is a predicted model, not a curated record. The annotation marks the transcript as partial. Lineage: Eukaryota; Metazoa; Arthropoda; Insecta; Diptera; Tephritidae. The transcript has a single exon.